Penicillium vulpinum is the source of this 681-nucleotide messenger RNA. RefSeq names its product 60S ribosomal uL6 domain-containing protein. The transcript has 3 exons. The record is from RefSeq and is a predicted model, not a curated record. Lineage: Eukaryota; Fungi; Ascomycota; Eurotiomycetes; Eurotiales; Aspergillaceae. Bases 1 to 681 code for a protein of 226 amino acids. Gene Ontology annotation, cellular component: ribosome; cytosolic large ribosomal subunit. Gene Ontology annotation, biological process: cytoplasmic translation. Gene Ontology annotation, molecular function: rRNA binding; structural constituent of ribosome.
AUGCGGUACAUUCACUCCGAGGAACGGCUGCCCAUUCUGGACAAUGUGAAGGUCCACAUUAAGUCCCGCGUCGUGACUGUCGAGGGUCCCCGUGGCAAGCUGGUCAAGGAUCUCUCCCACAUUGCCGUCACCUUCGGCCGCCCCGAGCAGAACGUUAUCUCCAUCGAGCUGCACCACGGUGCCCGCAAGGGUGUUGCUACCCUCCGUACCGUCCGCACCAUCAUUAACAACUUGAUGAUCGGCGUUACCCGUGGCUUCAAGUACAAGAUGCGUUACGUCUACGCCCAUUUCCCCAUCAAUGUCAACAUUGAGCCCAACCCAGAGACUGGUCGCGCUAUUGUGGAGAUCCGGUAUGGAAGCCCUGGAAACUACAGUUUUUUACGAUAUGAUUUUCGCAAUCAUGCCGUGAAGAUCAAUUGUGAUGGAACUAGAACUAACGUUUUUGCUAUCAGUAACUUCCUCGGUGAGAAGUACGUUCGCCGCAUUGUCGCCCAGCCCGAUGUCGAUAUCGCUCCCUCCGCCAACGUCAAGGAUGAGCUUAUCCUCACCGGUAACUCCCUCGAGGGUGUGUCCCAGUCCGCUGCCGACAUCCAGCAGAUCUGCCGUGUCCGCAACAAGGAUAUCCGUAAGUUCUUGGAUGGUCUUUACGUGUCGGAGAAGGGCAACAUCAUUGAAGAGUAA